Tinamus guttatus (white-throated tinamou) is the source of this 664-nucleotide messenger RNA. The record is from RefSeq and is a predicted model, not a curated record. NCBI's taxonomy places the organism in Eukaryota, Metazoa, Chordata, Aves, Tinamiformes, Tinamidae.
AUGGUUUGGGCUGCCGUGGUGUGCGGCCGAUGCCACAAGUCGUGCACUGGACGAUGCUGGGGACCCACGGAAAAUCACUGCCAGACCUUAACGAAGACAGUGUGUGCGGAGCAGUGCGAUGGACGGUGCUACGGGCCCUACGUCAGUGACUGCUGCCACCGGGAAUGCGCUGGAGGCUGCUCCGGGCCCAAAGACACUGAUUGCUUUGCCUGCAUGAACUUCAACGACAGCGGAGCGUGUGUCACCCAGUGCCCGCAGACGUUUGUGUACAAUCCUACCACCUUCCAGCUGGAGCACAACCACAACGCCAAGUACACCUACGGAGCCUUCUGCGUCAAGAAGUGCCCACACAACUUUGUGGUAGAUUCAAGCUCUUGUGUUCGUGCAUGUCCAAGCUCCAAGAUGGAGGUUGAAGAAAAUGGUAUAAAGAUGUGCAAGCCCUGCACUGACAUUUGUCCAAAAGCUUGUGAUGGCAUUGGAACAGGGAGUUUGGUGGCAGCCCAGACAGUGGAUUCCAGCAACAUUGACAAGUUCAUAAACUGUACCAAGAUCAAUGGCAACCUUAUCUUUCUUGUUACUGGGAUUCAUGGGGACCCGUAUCACACAAUUGCUGCCAUCAAUCCAGAGAAAUUAAAUAUCUUCCAAACAGUGAGAGAGAUAACAG